This is a messenger RNA of Ostrinia nubilalis (European corn borer), 1906 nucleotides long. RefSeq names its product tetratricopeptide repeat protein 7B-like. Gene Ontology annotation, biological process: protein localization to plasma membrane; phosphatidylinositol phosphate biosynthetic process. The transcript has 9 exons. Gene Ontology annotation, cellular component: plasma membrane. The coding region runs from base 167 to 1906 and encodes 579 amino acids. Lineage: Eukaryota; Metazoa; Arthropoda; Insecta; Lepidoptera; Crambidae. The record is from RefSeq and is a predicted model, not a curated record.
UCCGUCACCGGAAUAGGGCCGUGCAAGGGAUGUUGUCAUCUGUCAAAUUUGGCCUUCAAUGCGCUGGGAAUCCUAUUGCAAUUUGUAUAGAAUUUUGCAAUGUUCAAAUGAAGUUCUAACCAAGAUCGAUGGUGUGACAUAAAGGUGCUUGCGUUCAUGUGUUAAAAUGACAUCGAGGAGCAAAAAUGCGGUGCGAAUUUACGAAACAGAAAUUGACAAGAGCAGAGAGGAGGCGAAUUGGAAGAAGGUAGUGGACCUGGCUCAACAGCUGAAGGCCAGGUCACCACAGCAUGAAAGCCUCGCUCACUUCCUCAUCGGUGAAGGAAAGCUGGAAGCGUUUCUUGACGAAUGGCCACCGACGAAGGAGAACAUCGAGAGGGCCCAGCGGGAGCUGUCCGAAGCGCGUGGGUACCUCACCCUGGCCACAGAUGACGCUGGGAAGCGGGCAGGAGUAGCGCUGGACGCUCACUUGCUCUUGGGCAAGUUGAACUAUGCCUGUGGAGCGUACGAUGUUGCAUUAAAACACUACCAGUUGGCCGAACUGAAUACCUUGACUGAAAAAGAAUUACCAGUCCGGAGCGUGCGCAUCGUGGCCGAGUCGUACGCGAUCAAAGGGCUGUGCCUCGAGCAAAACGCCCUGCCCGGCUCCACCAGCCGCUACAAGCAGGCGGAGAAGGAGUCUGAAAUGAUCCGCAGCUUCGAGUUGGCGUCAGACCUGACGCUGCUAUAUCUUCAGCGCGCACAGGCGGCGGGCGCGCGCGCCGGGCCUACGCUCGAGACGGCGCUCCAACGAGUGCCUAUACUACACAUACGGGCUGGCCGGUUACAGAACGCUAUUGACAGCGCCGGGCCCACGCUCGAGACGGCGCUCCAACGAGUGCCUAUAUUGCACAUACGGGCUGGCCGGUUACAGAACGCUAUUGACAGGUACCGCUCGAUGCUGACGGCGGUGGAGUCGACGUCGACGCAGGCGCUGCGCCUCACGCUCACGCGCCAGCUGGCCGAGGUGCUCAUGCGCGGCGUCACCGGGCAGGUAUACAAAGCGCCAGAGAAGCUAACAGUGAUGCCACAGCAAGGAACGCUGACGAGGCGGCGGGAAGACCACGUCUCGGAAGGACCUUGGAAACCAAAGAAGUAUGCUGGGAUCAACCAGUUCGUACCCCGCAACGAGUACGAGGAGGUGGUGCUGCUGCUGCUGGUGGGCGAGGCGAUGGCGGUGCGCGACGCCGUGCUGUCGCAGAGCGCCGAGUUCGAGGCGGCGCGCCGGCACUCGCUCGCCAACGCCGUCGCCGUCGCCGACCUGCUCGCGCUCGCCGCCGCGCGCUGGGGGCAGCUGUGCCUCGUGCUCGAGGUACUGUUCCAGAAGUGUAGGCGCGUGUCGCAGCGCGCCGAGUUCGAGGCGGCGCGCCGGCACUCGCUCGCCAACGCCGUCGCCGUCGCCGACCUGCUCGCGCUCGCCGCCGCGCGCUGGGGGCAGCUGUGCCUCGUGCUCGAGGUACUGUUCCAGAAGUGUAGGCGCGUGUCGCAGCGCGCCGAGUUCGAGGCGGCGCGCCGGCACUCGCUCGCCAACGCCGUCGCCGUCGCCGACCUGCUCGCGCUCGCCGCCGCGCGCUGGGGGCAGCUGUGCCUCGUGCUCGAGGUACUGUUCCAGAAGUGUAGGCGCGUGUCGCAGCGCGCCGAGUUCGAGGCGGCGCGCCGGCACUCGCUCGCCAACGCCGUCGCCGUCGCCGACCUGCUCGCGCUCGCCGCCGCGCGCUGGGGGCAGCUGUGCCUCGUGCUCGAGGUACUGUUCCAGAAGUGUAGGCGCGUGUCGCAGCGCGCCGAGUUCGAGGCGGCGCGCCGGCACUCGCUCGCCAACGCCGUCGCCGUCGCCGACCUGCUCGCGCUCGCCGCCGCGCAAGUGUAG